AUGCCGGCGCCAGCAUCCCUCGCAAGAUCCGCCAUCAUCCCUCAACUCAACCACGUCCGUCGUCAAAGCACAAACACCGACCCUCCGCCAAAGUCUCCCGCUGCCACUCCUGUACAACGAUCUCGUGUCCUCCGUUUCCUCUGGCGAGGCUUCACCUUGCUCGGUGUCUUUGUCGUCAUUUCUGGUGUCCUGGUCGUCGCCUUCUUCGCUUUCGAUGCAACCACAUACAAGGAAAACGCCGAUACCGUCGAUAUCUCUGUCUCUGAACUUGCUCUGAACCCUAGAAGAGGCGGCCCCAAGAACCUGCCCAUCGCUGAACACCUUCUUGACGACGAUGAAUCGCCCGAGAAGAAGGCUCAGAAGCACAAGCCCAAGCUCGUCAUUCUCGGUACUGGUUGGGGUAGUGUUGCUCUUCUCAAGCAGCUCAACCCUGAUGACUACCACGUCACUGUUGUCUCUCCGUCCAACUACUUUCUGUUCACUCCCAUGCUUCCCUCUGCCACUGUUGGUACUCUGGAAUUGAGAUCGCUUGUCGAGCCUGUCCGUAGAAUUAUUUCUCGCGUCAAGGGUCAUUUCCUCAAGGCUACCGCUGAAGAUGUCGACUUCUCCAACAAGCUCGUCGAAGUCUCCGCAAUCAACCCCGAUGGCUCCAAACAAAACUUCUACCUCCCCUAUGACAAGCUCAUCAUCGGUGUUGGCUCCAUGACUAACCCUCACGGUGUCAAGGGUCUCGAAUACUGCAACUUCCUCAAGGAUAUCACCGAUGCUCGUCUGAUCCGCAACCAAAUCGUCCGCAACCUCGAAGCCGCUUCCCUACCUUCCACACCCGACGAGGAAAGACGUCGUCUGCUCUCAUUCGUCGUCUGCGGAGGCGGUCCCACUGGUGUUGAGUUCGCUGCCGAGUUGUUCGACAUGCUCAACGAAGAUCUGUGCAACUACUACCCUCGCAUUCUGAGAAACGAAAUCUCCGUCCACGUCAUCCAAAGCAGAGGUCACAUUCUCAACACCUACGACGAGACCCUCUCCAAAUACGCCGAAGCUCGCUUUGCAAAAGACGCUGUUGAUAUCUUGACCAACUCGCGUGUCAAGGAGGUGCAAAAGGACAAGAUUCUCUUCACUCAAAAGGAUGAAAACGGCAAGACUGUGACCAAGGAAAUUCCCAUGGGUUUCUGCUUGUGGUCUACUGGUGUUGCUCAGACCGAAUUCUCCAAGAAGUUGGCUGAAAAGCUUGGUGAAAACCAGACCAACCGUCACGCUCUUGAGACAGAUACCCACCUUCGUCUUGUUGGUGCUCCUCUUGGUGAUGUCUAUGCCAUUGGUGACUGCUCGACUGUCCAGAACAACGUCUCGGAUCACAUUGUAUCAUUCCUGCGUACCGUUGCUUGGGAGAAGGGCAAGGACCCCGAGAAGAUGCUUAUCGGUUACGGUGACUGGAGAGGUGUCGCCAAGCGUGUCAAGCAACGUUUCCCUCAAGCUGCCGAGCACUUGAAGCGUCUGGACAAGCUUUUCGAACAGUACGACAAGGACAAGAGUGGAACUCUGGAUUUCAGCGAACUUCAGGAGCUCCUUAAGCAGAUUGACGGCAAGAUGACAUCGCUGCCUGCCACCGCACAGCGUGCCAACCAGCAGGGUAUCUAUCUAGGUCGCAAGCUCAACAAACUUUCGCAAGCUGCACCUGGUAUGGAGCUCAACCAACUCGACUAUGGUGAUAUCGACGAUGCCGUCUACAAGACUUUCUCAUACACCAACAUGGGCAGUCUGGCUUACGUUGGCAAUGCUGCCAUUUUCGACUUUGGCGGCAUGAACUUUGCUGGUGGAUUGGUAGCAGUCUACCUGUGGCGUGCCGUUUACUUUUCACAAAGUGUCAGUCUCCGUACUAGAAUUCUUCUUGCCAUGGAUUGGACCAAGAGAGCGCUUUUCGGAAGAGGUAAGCAAAUGAUGAAACUUCAGAGACGUAAGAAUAAUGUACUAACGAGCAAAACAGAUCUUAUGAACUUCUAG
Messenger RNA from Aureobasidium namibiae CBS 147.97, 2001 nucleotides. Its product is annotated as FAD/NAD(P)-binding domain-containing protein. The record is from RefSeq and is a predicted model, not a curated record. The transcript has 2 exons. Gene Ontology annotation, molecular function: calcium ion binding; NADH dehydrogenase activity. The coding region runs from base 1 to 2001 and encodes 666 amino acids. NCBI's taxonomy places the organism in Eukaryota, Fungi, Ascomycota, Dothideomycetes, Dothideales, Saccotheciaceae.